AUGGACCUCAUCCCCCAGCUCCGAAGAGCCAUCCUCGCCCAAUCCCUCCCCCCACCAUCACAAACCCUCCUCACGACGCUCACAUCUCGCUCUCCCCCGCCGCCCAUCCCGUCUCUCCUCGCAACAGCAAAAGCUCGCCUCCUCGCCUCCGACCUGACAAACACAUCCGGCACCGUUGUCGAUCCUUCAAUGCCCGUGUUUCCGCCAAAUAUCGAUUCAGCUACCGUUCAGGAAUCUACAAUUUCGCAGAACACGCACGUUCAGGUGCUCGAUAUUGAGAAUCUGAGUUUGAGUCGUUGGGAACAGGUUGAAGAGCUAGAGGCCAUUGAGCGAGGUGAAAGGACACGCGGACGACAAGUCAUUCGGACGCAGGCUUCUCGUGCUGGUGCUGGUGCGGCGGCUUCGGGGGGAGCGAAUGCCGUGCAUAGAUUGGUAUUGCAGGAUGGACGCGGCAAGAAGGUCUUUGCAGUGGAAUUGAAGCGCAUAAGCGGGAUCGGAAUAGGCAAGACGCACAUCGGUGAGAAGAUUCUGCUCAGGGCCGGCGCGGUUGUGGCGAGAGGGACGGUGUUGCUGACGCCGGAGACGUGCACGCUGCUGGGAGGCAAGAUUGAGGCCUGGCACGAGUCGUGGAUGGAGGGAAGGCUGGCGAGGCUGAGGGAGAGUGUGGGAGCGGACCGGCCGCAGUGA
Trichoderma breve is the source of this 687-nucleotide messenger RNA. RefSeq names its product recQ mediated genome instability protein domain-containing protein. The coding region runs from base 1 to 687 and encodes 228 amino acids. The transcript is spliced from 2 exons. Gene Ontology annotation, biological process: resolution of meiotic recombination intermediates; double-strand break repair via homologous recombination. NCBI's taxonomy places the organism in Eukaryota, Fungi, Ascomycota, Sordariomycetes, Hypocreales, Hypocreaceae. Gene Ontology annotation, cellular component: RecQ family helicase-topoisomerase III complex; nuclear body. The record is from RefSeq and is a predicted model, not a curated record.